CUCCCAGAUAGGUCACAAGGAGCUGAUCCUCUGUUGUUCAAGGACAAGCUGUCAGCCAGAAAGCAACCAGAAGGAUCUGCUACUCAGAGGCAGCUUAGAGGAAUCAGCCUUCCUUAGGAAGAUUUGCAGCCUGCUCUGACUCUGUUGUUGUGGAAUAUACCAUCCUGCCCCUGCAGUUUAGCCUUGUAGAGAUUUAUUAAGCUCUUUUUUUUAUCUGCUGGGGGAGGAAAAAAAAAAACUUUUUGAAGAGCAGAAGCAUUCAUUUGGAAGUGUUCUCCUUUGACAUAAUAUAGUUGAACAACGGAGCACGUGGACUACUAAGCACGAUCAGAUAAAGAACUUUUCUUGGAAAUAAUCAUCGUGAUUGAACACCUCAAGGGUCCUCAAUGCACCUGCACAGCCCUUCCCUGAUGGCUGAUGGUAGCUUCUCUCUGUCUGGACAUCUGCUCAGGAGUCCAGGAGGUAACCCAUCAAGGCUGCACAGUAUAGAGGCCAUCUUGGGGUUUGUGAAAGAGGAUAGCGUCCUGGGCUCAUUUCAGUCUGAGAUCAGUCCAAGAAAUGCUAAAGAGGUGGACAAGAGGAGCUCUCGGCACUGUCUGCACAAAAUGACCGAGGAGAUUCAUCCCCAACAGGAGCAUUUAGAAGACGGCCAGACUGAUGGCUAUGGAGAUCCAUAUUCAGGAAAGACCUCAAGCGAGUGCCUGAGCCCCGGCUUGUCUACCUCAAACAGUGACAAUAAACUCUCUGACGACGAACAACAGCCCAAGAAGAAACACAGAAGGAACCGGACAACAUUCACAACUUACCAACUGCAUGAGCUGGAGAGGGCAUUCGAGAAGUCCCACUACCCCGACGUAUACAGUAGAGAAGAGCUGGCUAUGAAAGUCAACUUGCCUGAGGUCAGGGUGCAGGUAUGGUUUCAGAACAGGAGAGCCAAAUGGAGGAGGCAAGAGAAACUAGAGGUGACCUCCAUGAAACUUCAAGAUUCCCCGAUGCUUUCGUUUAACAGGUCACCUCAACCUUCUGCCAUGAGUGCCCUCAGCAGUAGUCUUCCUCUGGACUCCUGGCUCACCCCAACUUUAUCCAAUAGCACAGCCUUGCAGAGCUUACCAGGGUUUGUCACCACACCACCAAGCCUUCCAGGUAGUUACACACCACCACCAUUUAUAAACCCUGUUUCAGUAGGUCAUGCUCUCCAACCUUUAGGAGCCAUGGGACCACCUCCUCCUUACCAGUGUGGGGCCAACUUUGUAGACAAGUAUCCACUGGAAGAAACAGACCCCAGAAAUAACAGCAUUGCCUCUCUGAGGAUGAAAGCAAAGGAACACAUCCAGUUUAUUGGCAAGCCUUGGUAAAACAUAUGAAUACGGCUCAGGGCAGCCACCAUGCUCUGGGAGAACAUUCUUACGAAUCAGUGAACUUCAUACGGGAGAGACUUUUUUCCACACAUUAUGGGACAAUUUCUUAGAAUUUUGUGGCUUUAAGACUGUGGAGUUUGCCAGUGUUGUUGGUUAUCUCAUGUGUACAAAUGUAAAUUAUAGGUAUAAGUAUUUACUAGGAAACAUACAGGAAUCGGACUAAAGACUCAAUAACAAUUUUCCAGUUGUUUUUUUUUUUAUAUAUUUAUUUACAGCUUGAAGCCAGGUCUCUCUCUCUCUAUAGAUGUUGUUGCAUUACAUCUGCCAGGCAGAACCCUUAUUUAGAGGUGCAAAUAGGGGAAAAAAUGACCAGGGAGCUGUGCAUGGUGGGAGGAAAGCACAGAGCAGCAGUUAUUGGUAGAAAAAGCAGCACAAGUUGGGCAUAGUAGGGUGACCAUAGGGCAGACCUCAUUUUUUAUAUACGUUAUGGGGCCCAGCUUUCCCAAAAACCCUGCCACUACUUAAGACAACCCUGCUGCCAUGACGAGUUGAAGUUCAACAACAAGCUGCAGGACCUGUUAUCCAGAAUGCUCAGGACCUUUAGUUUUCUGGAUAAUGGAUCUUUCCAUAAUUUGGAUCUUCAUACCUUAAGACUACUAUAAAAUCAUGUAAACAUUAAAUAAACCCAAUAGGCUGGUUUUGCUUCCAAUAAGGAUUAAUUAUAUCUUAGUUGGGAUCAAGUACAAGCUACUGUUUUAUUAUUACAGAGUUAAGGAAAUUAUUUUUUAAAAUUUGGAUUAUUCGAUUAUAAUGGAGGCUAUGGGAGACAGCCUUUCUGUAAUUUGGAGCUUUCUGGAUAACGGGUUUCCAGAUAACGGAUCCCAGACCUGUAUUGGAGUAUUUCAUUUAUAUUAACCACUGGGUAUUGCUAUUUUUCACCAAGAGAAGAUAAUGUAUUUCACUGUAACUUCUGAUUUAUUCUACCAAAUAAAUCUUACAAGGUUUCA
Messenger RNA from Xenopus laevis (African clawed frog), 2365 nucleotides. RefSeq names its product retina and anterior neural fold homeobox S homeolog (gene rax.S). Gene Ontology annotation, cellular component: nucleus. Gene Ontology annotation, molecular function: DNA binding; DNA-binding transcription factor activity, RNA polymerase II-specific; RNA polymerase II cis-regulatory region sequence-specific DNA binding. The record is from RefSeq and is marked provisional. Lineage: Eukaryota; Metazoa; Chordata; Amphibia; Anura; Pipidae. Gene Ontology annotation, biological process: positive regulation of transcription by RNA polymerase II; regulation of transcription by RNA polymerase II; regulation of DNA-templated transcription.